GCUGCGCCCUCCGCCGCUGGCCUUUGCGACGCGCGCCGCUCGCCCGAGCCACCCGCCGCCGCGCCCGCUCCCCGCGCCGCCGCGCUCCUCGCCCCGCGUCUGCCCCCAGGAUGGUUGGUCCCAGGCACCAGCCCGGCGGGCUUUGCCUCCUGCUGCUGCUGCUCUGCCAGUUCAUGGAGGACCGCAGCGCCCAGGCUGGGAAUUGCUGGCUCCGCCAAGCAAAGAACGGCCGCUGCCAGGUCCUAUACAAGACAGAACUGAGCAAGGAGGAGUGCUGCAGCACGGGCCGCCUGAGCACCUCGUGGACCGAGGAGGAUGUAAAUGACAACACGCUCUUCAAGUGGAUGAUUUUCAAUGGGGGCGCCCCCAACUGCAUCCCCUGCAAAGAGACCUGCGAGAACGUGGACUGCGGUCCAGGGAAAAAAUGCCGAAUGAACAAGAAGAAUAAACCCCGCUGCGUCUGUGCCCCCGAUUGUUCCAACAUCACCUGGAAGGGCCCAGUGUGUGGGCUGGACGGGAAAACCUACCGCAACGAGUGCGCGCUCCUCAAGGCCAGAUGUAAAGAGCAGCCGGAACUUGAAGUCCAGUACCAGGGCAAAUGUAAAAAAACAUGUCGGGAUGUGUUCUGUCCAGGCAGCUCCACAUGCGUGGUGGACCAGACUAAUAAUGCCUACUGUGUGACCUGUAACCGGAUUUGCCCAGAGCCCACCUCCUCUGAACAGUAUCUCUGUGGGAAUGAUGGAGUGACCUACUCCAGUGCCUGUCACCUGAGAAAGGCUACCUGCCUCCUGGGCAGAUCAAUUGGAUUAGCCUAUGAGGGAAAGUGUAUCACAAAGUCCUGUGAAGAUAUCCAGUGCACCGGUGGAAAAAAGUGUUUAUGGGAUUUCAAGGUUGGCAGAGGCCGGUGUUCCCUCUGUGAUGAGCUGUGCCCUGAGAGUAAGUCUGAGGAGCCUGUCUGUGCCAGCGACAAUGCCACUUACGCCAGCGAGUGUGCCAUGAAGGAAGCUGCCUGCUCCUCAGGUGUGCUGCUGGAAGUGAAGCACUCCGGAUCUUGCAACUCCAUUUCGGAAGAUACCGAGGAAGAAGAGGAAGAUGAAGACCAGGACUACAGCUUUCCUAUAUCUUCCAUUCUAGAGUGGUAAACCCUCCACCAGUGUUCAGUGUGACAUAGCCUUGGGCAAAAAAAAAAAAAAAAAAGGGAAAGAAAAAAGAAAAAAAUAUAUUGUCCAUACUGUAAAUAAGUGUAUGCUUAUUUAUUUGGGGGGAAAACUAUACAUAAAGGACUUUGGUCCUAGAGCUCUCUCCCAGGCCACCUUGUUACUCAUUGGACACGGAGAGGCAGUCAUUGUGAGGUCUACUGGAUGAGGCCCAUAGUUGAGACUUGUAGACAUUUAUUUAUACUGUGUCAUGUUUUAUAAUUUAUACAUAAAAUGUCUGGUUGACUGUACACCUUGUUUUUGAAGAAAUUUAUUCGUGAAAGGAAGAGCAGUUGUUAUUUAUUGUGAGGUCUCUUGCUUGUAAAGUAAAAGCUUUUUUUUUUUCCUUGUAAACCAUUUAAGUCCAUUCCUUACUAUUCACUCACUCAUCUGUCUCCCUUCAUCUCACUGUUGUUAGACUCUUCCACUUUAACAAACUUGCAUGUCAGUUUCUGUCAUGUUUAUUUAUUGGAUUCUCUGCUGCCUGUUCUGUACAUACAUGAUCCCUCGGGUUUUGUUUACAAGGAAUCUUGACUGACCAAAAGGUGUUAUAACUGACUCAAAUAGAAGGUACAGAGGAUACAUCUUCGAGGAAACUCCUAGUUCAGUUCUCUUGUCAUGAUUUGUGAGAGAAAGGGGGAUAGUAAUGUUAGGAUUCUCAUAAUAUACUUUUAAGAUGUUGCAAAUCCAAAGAAACUGAGUGAUAUGGGUAUCUGGAGACUGAAGGAAGGGAAUGCUAUACAUUCAACCUUUUGUUAGGUGUUUCCUUUAAGCUAGUCUGCUGUACCUCUUCAAUAAGUUCUUUUUCAAACAAUGUGUCACUAAAAGUUAUAUCAAAGCUUUAUCAGUUCAAGUUUCUUGCUUUUCAUAAUACUUUUUUCUGAUGCAAUUUUAUAUUUUCAAACAUGGCAAGUUAAAUAUAAAUUCAUUUAAAUAUAUAGUUUUGUACUUUUCUACCAUGUAAAUGUGCAAUGUAUAUAAAAGUUAUAAUGUGUAUUUGUAAAUAAAUGAUGAGUGAAAAAAUAAAAAAAUUUUAAAAAGCCAA
Molecule: messenger RNA, 2241 nt
Organism: Ailuropoda melanoleuca (giant panda)
Lineage: Eukaryota; Metazoa; Chordata; Mammalia; Carnivora; Ursidae
Gene: FST
Product: follistatin
Exons: 6
Coding region: 111-1142 (343 amino acids)
Biological process (GO): multicellular organism development; cell differentiation
Cellular component (GO): extracellular region
Molecular function (GO): extracellular matrix binding; protein binding; calcium ion binding
Source: RefSeq, a predicted model, not a curated record